Molecule: messenger RNA, 7349 nt
Organism: Xyrichtys novacula (pearly razorfish)
Lineage: Eukaryota; Metazoa; Chordata; Actinopteri; Labriformes; Labridae
Source: the annotation of a GenBank genome assembly
UUGGCUGUUUCACCGGAAGUAAACAUCAUGUGACGUCCCAUCAGCUGAUCCUCCGUAGACAUCUUUACGAGUCACGACUGCAGCGAUUAAUUCAUACCUCUUACCCUGUGAUUUUCAGGUAUUUAAUUCACCAUAUAACGCAAUGAAUGUCAAAUUCGAACCUCUGCGUUUUAAUCUACGGUCUCUUUUAUCUGUUAAUGCAUAAUUUUGUGUUAUUUUUGUGUUUGCUUUCUCCAUCGCAGGCCCAAGCGGAUCAUUGACAGCUGCAACCAUGGCGCUCAGCGAUGCCGAUGUUCAGAAGCAGGUAAUGAAGCGUUUUCACCUUGAAUAACGACUAAAAUCACCCCUCUGUGCUCUGUUAACAUAGUCAAAUCAUUUUUGUGUCUUGUUGUUGGUUUAAAAAUCAGAGAACAAUUUUAGAAGCUGUUGUAUUUCCAGGAAGUGAGUGUGUCAAAGUGAAUGACAUUGAGAGAGCUGCAGUGGGUCAGUAUUAAAAUAACGCUCACAUCAGCAGAAACACUCACUUCAGGGUGAUUUUGUACAUUAAAAUGCUAGAAAGAGCUUAAUAGUUUGUCAUUAGGGGUUCAGUGUUACACCGAAGUCCCCUCUGUGAUGGAGAGAGAGUCAGAUUUCCAAAUGGUCACAUGAUGAACACACGCCAGGGCCUGAUGAGGAACUUGGACUGAGACACUGUCUGGACUCUCCAGUCUUUGGGAAAUCUUAGCAAACACUGGAAAUAACCUCCAGACAAAUGGCUCAAGUGAAGCUGCACAAAUCAGCUGUGUAUGUAUCUGAAACAUUCAGGGUUAGUGUUUGUGAUAUGCACAGAAACAUUCCUCACUGCUGUGACAAAAAGGCUUCACAGCAGGGUGAGGUUCAGAGAUGACACCUCUGUGGGGGGUUCAAGGAAGAAUAAAGCUUCAUAAGGAAGUUUUUUUGUGGUUAAAACCUUCAAAAUACUGUCGGUCUCGUUCCUAAUGUAUGUGUCUUCUUCCUAUCUGCAGAUCAAGCACAUGAUGGCCUUCAUUGAACAGGAGGCCAAUGAGAAGGCAGAAGAAAUUGAUGCAAAGGUAUAAACAAAUGCAGGAAAAAUGCCAUGAAUACAAAUAUAAGGAAAUAUACUAAUACCACUGUUAGAAAAUACCACACAAAAGGCAAAAUGUCUGCAUUUAAAGUGAGUUAAGACAUGUUUAAAAUGUAUUUUUCUUUGUUUUAAAACAUUUCCUUGCUCAUAUAAGCUGGCAUUUCUGCCGUUAACAUUGACAAAUACUCAUACAUUUCACCAAAUCAGUGUAAAAAAACAGAUUUGGCAGAGUGGCAGCUGUAAAGUAACUGAAGCUCUUGCACAAAUGGCAUGUUUAUAACUCAGUAAUGUUGGACUUUAUCACAGCUUUGGAGUCCAUAUUAACACUGCAGUUUGAGUUGACUGGCCAAGCACUGUAAAUAACUGCUUUAGUGUAGUUUCAUUCACAGAUCAAAGAGGUGGCUCACACACUCAGAAAUAGUGCUCCUGCUGUGAUUGCUUUCUGACAUCCAUCUGAUCAGUUGCACCUAAAUUGUGCAAUACAUAUUUCAGUUAAAUGUAAUGUUCAAGAGCAUAAUGGUGCCAAAUACAGCGCAGCAGCUCAACUAAGGUGUGCUUAAAAAGACAAUAUAGCAUAUAAUUUAAAAACAAUAUGUUAAUUUUGUCCCUUUAUUGCAUUGUACUCAAAGAUACAGCGUGUAGAAAUGGAAAUUUUGAGAUAUCUGGUGAUCAGAUUUAAAACUGAGACACUCCCAUGAUCUGUGAAGUGAUGGUGUCCAUAAAGGACAACAAGCUCCUGUGAUGCAAAAGUAUAAUUCUCCAUUUGUCAGGGUUUGACCAUCAAAACAUGUAACAAUGUAAAUACUUCUGCACGUAGAAACAAGAUAAGAUACUUCUUAAACCCAUUCGAUUCUCUCUGAAAAUUCAUAUUCACAUUUUUUCUCUUAAGAUUCAUUCAAAAUCAGUUCUGUGAUGAAAGAACCAUGAACUUUGAGUUUGAUGUUUAUCAGGCCUGACAGUUACUCAGAUGUCAGUAUUUCCUUUAUCUUCGAUUUGAACAAGUGCAGUAGUGAUUUUAAUUUCUCAAGGACUUGUGCAAAAGGAUAAACAUCAACAAUGUUAACAAAACCAAAACACAACACUGCUCCAUUACACAAAGAACUCCACAAAUGAUCAAGACAAUAUUUAACUAUUAUCAACCUCAGGGUUUUUCAUGUGUGUGAGAUUCAGCACUAGAGGGCACUGAAAGCACAGAAAAUACAACUUGCACUGAAGGUCUGUUGAUACAUUUUACCCCCCGAGUGAAACUUCAAGGAAUUAUUUUAUAUCUGAAAUGAUUGGAAUUUGAAUAUUUGCCAUUACCUGAAGUGAUAUCAGUGCAUUUUAACUCAAAAGGUAAAAUUAAGAGCUUAGAGUGAUCAGUUCAAGUAAAAGUUCACAGGAUGUGAAUUCUUAAUUGUAAGAAGGUGGAGUUUUUUGUCAAGUUUGAAGCAUUGAAACAGAAUAUGUUUGAUUGUUAGUGAAAUAAAACAUGUUAUUUAAAGAUUUAAGUCCUCCAAACUGUGAUCUUUCCAAAAUUUAUUUGAUUUUUAGAGCUCAAAUUGUAAAUGCAAUGUGUUGUCGGAGUGAUAGUCGGAAAAAUUAAUUUUAAAAGGGUUAAUAACAAGGUAAUACAAUCAGCCCAGUGACAAAAAUUUCAUAUGCAAACCUAUAAUUAUUUUGAGAGCUUCUCCACCGUCAUCGAAUUUUUGUGGCGGAACUGAUCAUUAUUAUGAAUCAAACCCUUUAUAAACCGAACUGUUGCUCCAUUCAGCCUGAUCAGACGAAUAACCCGAGCAAAAUCACUAAAACACUGUCAGGAAUGAGGAUUUCUCACUGACUGAGCUGUGUCUCCUCUUGCAGGCCGAGGAAGAGUUCAACAUCGAGAAGGGCCGCCUGGUGCAGACUCAGAGGCUGAAGAUAAUGGAGUACUACGAGAAGAAGGAGAAGCAGAUUGAGCAGCAGAAGAAAAUGUGAGUCAUAGAAACAAAUCACAGGACACGUCCAGUCCUCCCUUUCCUGAACUGUACCCUUUUGAGAACAAAGAAAUAUCUGUAUGCGUGACACUGAGUUCCCCUAAUUUUAUUUAGUUACUGUCUCCUACAGUGACUCUAUUGUAACUUGGCACCAAACAGUCUCCAGCAUUUCCUCAGACACACACAGAAAACUAAACAGAGCCAAUGUGUUUUUGAUUUGUCCAUUUAACAGCCAAAUGUCCAACCUGAUGAACCAGGCUCGACUGAAGGUGCUGAAGGCACGCGAUGAUAUGAUAUCGGUAAGGAGUGGUGUUUUUAUCCAUUCUGUUAUAUUUCACUGUAUGUCCAUAAAAGAGUCAGACUGAAAGAGAGAAUCAAACUUUAUGUGGCCACAGGAAAUGCUGAAUGAGGCCCGCCAACGGCUCGGUAAUGUUGCAAAAGACCCGGCCAGGUAUCCAGCUCUGAUGGACGGAUUGAUCCUGCAGGUUUGUUUAUUUCUCUCAGACACUCUAUGCUCUGAUUUAUUCAGCUUGAUACUUCUUUUGAAUAAUAGCGGAAAGCGUGUAUGCAUGAAGAGAAAAAGAGUCAGUCAAACCAAGAAGUCUUUCAGUGCGAAAUUUGCUGAUUGAACUGGCAUUUUCACACUGGUGUUUAAGGGGGUUCCUGGGUUUUUGGAGCAGGCUUCUAGUGGACAUUUAGAGAACUGCACCUUUUUGCAUUUUCACAUUGGUUCAUUUUUAGCACUGAACGUUGCUACUUGAACCAGAUGAGCAAAGACACAAUAACUUUGUCAUAAAAGUCACGCUAGUUGAGCUUUGCUGAUGCAGUUUCUCUAAAAUCCAAAUAAAGUACAAUAUUUUUGUCAGUUUGAGGAAGGUGUACAAAAUUAACGAGCAAAAACCACAUGUUCAUUUGGUGGCUGAAAUAGCGUUCUCUCAUCCUAACAGGGCCUCUAUCAGCUUCUGGAGCCUAAAGUGACUAUUCGCUGUCGUAAACAGGACUUGCAGUUGGUUCAGGUAAGCUAACAAGCAACUGUAUUCUCUUUAAGUGGAUUUUCUUUAGUUGAAAAGGUUGUAUAAUUGAGUUAUUCUUUUUUUUUAUUAAAAACUGAUAGUCCUGUUUUCAUUAGCUUCAAUUCUUUUUGUGACUCUUUUCUUUUAGGCCUCAAUCCAGAGGAAUAUUGCCAUCUACAAACAAGCUGUGAAGACCAACCUAGAGGUCCGCAUCGACCAGGACAACUUCAUCUCUGCAGACGUGUAAGCAACCUCACAAUCUGGACAUGAAAUCAAACCUGGUACAUUAAAACAAAUCACAUCCUGAUUAAAGAGUUUCUUUUGUUUUGGUUUGUUUUAUCAGUUCUGGAGGAAUCGAGAUGUACAAUGCUGACGGGAAGAUCAAGGUGUCCAACACUUUGGAAAGUAGACUGGACCUCAUGGCUCAGCAGGUAGGAAUCAGGAGAAACUCGUGUCCUCAGCCCUAAAUCCUCUCUCUUAUCAGUCACUUAAAAACACCUGACACACUCUUGAUCAGUAUAAAUGUCAUUGUUUUUAUUUUAAACUCUUCAUUCUUUAAUCUUUUGCUUGAAAUUCUUCAUGGACUCAGGGUUGGUAUUUUAUGUUACUGCUCUGAACAAGAAAAAGCAAAACAAAAUUCCCCUUUAAUGAAAAGUGCAGACUUUAAUAAAUCAAAUGAUGUUAAAGUGACAGUAAUAACAUUAGUGAAGCAUUCAAUGAGCUCAAACUUUAUUCUCAUGGGAAGAGCUGCAAGUAAAAGGUCAAAGUAAUCCCUCAAUCGGGUCUUACUUUUGUCUUCAAUCAAUCAAUCAGACUUUAAUUGCUUAGCACUCUUCAUAACUAAAACAGCUUCAUUCUUUUGAUUGCCUUGAGGGAGCUCCUAAAAGGAUCAAUAAAGUUGUAUCUAAUCUAAUACAAUCUGAUCUAAUACAAUUAAAUGUGACACAAAGUGCUUUACACAAAUAGAAAAUCAUUCAAAAGUCUUACUGUUCAAAGGUCUUUGAUAGAUACCAUGAGUGCUUAAAAUCUGUUAAGUUCUUUUAUAGAUUUGAAAGUUUAUGAACACAGUUCUUUUUUUCUUAAAUGAAUUACAGUCUCAUCCUUGUAACUUAAAAAAAAAAUCAAGCAUAAGGAAAGUAAAUAAACGAAGAUAAGUUGUCUGAAGAUGAUGUUCUCAUCUGUCAUGGUGGCUGUUUUUCUGUUUGAACUUUUAUCAGUUUGUCUUGGCCUCACUAUUCUCAUAAGCUUUGGAUUUUCUGUGUUAAAUUGAGGUAAAACAAUUUGAAAAGAAAAAGCUGUAAGAACAAAUAAACAGCUGGUUUAAAAUUGAAUUAACUGUUGUCAAAGGAGGGCUGUUGUCGACAAAGAUACUCUUGACAAAACUCGAUUAGCGUCGCUCUCCACUGAGCUGAACUUUCAAGUCUUAAUUUGUCACAAGAUGGAGCAGUUUUCUGAUGGGUUUGUCUCACUCAGUUUAUUGUUUGGUACUUUUCCAUUUGUUCCAUUCAUACACAAGUUGUGUCCACAAUUACACACGAGGAUGGGGAGUUUAUGUAGUUGAAGAGCCAGUAUAUAUAUCUUUAAGGUGGAGCGUCUAAUCAAAAAAGAACAAAAGCAAAGAAGGGUAAAGUACAGACAUUAUUAUGUAUCAAAUAAUACUAGGUAGUUAUGUGGAUGGUUAUGUGGCAUUUUUAAAGCUCCCAUGAGGAGAUUCAACAUGGAGUCACAAUAGACAAAAAUUUAUACAAAUGUGUCUCAACAAGGGAAAAAAAGACCAUCAUGAUUUUUAUUAGAUGAUUUCUGAAGUUUUUGUCCUCAUAAACAUCCCAUUUUCAUUUUCCAUAACAAAGAUUUUCAAAGUGUCACACAUUUGACUGUCAAACAGCAGGUUGGGAUGUUUUGUUAAAACACCAAAACAGCCUUGUCCACUGGGGGCGCCAAAAACAACAGUAACCAAAAGUUUCUUACAGGAGCUUAAAGUAAUGUAAUAAAACUGUUUUAGCUUUUUCUCCUCAGAUUCACAAUCACAAAGUGUUUGUUUUUGUCACCUUUAUGUGUACACAUGGGUUUUUGAUGACUAUGUUGGUGGUUUUGUGGUUCCUUUUAUCGAUCUUUUUGGUGUGGUUUCCUUAAAAACAUUUACAGUUUCAACCAUAUCCACAUUGCCUUUUAUAUUUCCUCUGUUUCUGUAUUUUUCAUAUAUUUCUUUGUGAUUUUAUAAAUAAAUAAUUAAGAAAACUGAGAAAAACAAGGCAUUGUUUUACCAGCCAAGUAAAUGAUCGAGGAUUUCUGCACAACUAGUUAUUUUUCUGUUAAAAAUGCUGAACUUUCUGAUGCUUUGCUUUGAUACAUGCCUUUCAGGUUUUGUUUUGUAAAACUAUUCUAAUAUUUAUGAAAUGUUUGCUACACUCAGUGCUGAAACUAAAGUGUUUUUAAACUUAUUUCUAUUUUUGCAAUACAAAACCGAACAGUUAACAGAGAAAAUAAUAAGCCCUUCUGUGUUUCUGUGUUUGCAGAUGAUGCCUGAAAUUCGAGUGGCUCUCUUCGGUGCCAACCCGAACCGCAAGUUCAUGGACUGAAUAACUCUGCUGUAAUAGAGAAAAAAAAACUCCAUCUUUUUAUUUUUUAUUUUGUCACAUGAAAGAAGUCAUUCCUCUGUCUGUGAAAUUUCUGAUGCGAGAGAGACGCAUUGUUGUUGUGUGAUGUAUUGCUGUAUUUUUCUUGUGCAUCAAGGGACUCCAUUGGAGCUGCAACUCAUCAUUACAGAUGUGCACCGUGUGUCCUGCACAGCUGUAAUGACUCGUUUACUCAGCUGCUUCUCCUUUAGAGGGUCUCAGUUUACACCAGUUAGACAGGGGCGACAGGAUUGGCUGGAUGAUUGACAGGAUGUUCCAUAAUUGGAUCCGUUUUCAUUACAGACACAACAGCUAUGUCAUGGUUUCCCAGUUUCAGUAAUCACCACUCUGUAUAUGUAUGGGGCUCUUUGUCGAUGAUGGGUGUGUGCUUCAACAGGUCACAGAAAACAAACAGCAUCCUGUAACAAACUGAAGACCAGACACGGCCUCUCCGAGUUAAUUUAUUGGUGUUACAUCCUUAUUCUGUCAUGUAUUAAAGCGCGAGAGUUAUCAUUCCAAGGGGUGUACUGUAUGUAUAUGAGGUUUCCAGGUUAAAUUAUACGUAUGUGUGGUUGUUGUUUUGUUUGUUUUUUUGUUCUUUUCUUUUGCUGAUUGUGUUUCAAACUGAAAAUGUAAUAUUGUGGAAAUGUAAAACCUAAUAAAAUAUAAAUCAUUAGUAUCA